AUGAGCAGGGAUGUGACUGGUGUAUCGGAGGAUCUGGAGGAUGAAUGUCGGACAACCAUGUAUCAUGAUAACAUGGACCUUUAUAGGUUGAUGGUACAUACACAGCAGGUGGAGGAGAGUCGUCGGAGGAAAAGAGGCCGAGAAGGCAAGAAGCUUAGGCCCUCGGAUCAGGCUAGUUCUAGCACUGGGGACAAGUCUGUCCGCAAGAAAGGCAAUGAUAGAAAUGCCCAGCGUGACAGAAAGUCGUGUGGUAAGUGUGGCCGUUUGCAUGGAGGUGAGUGCAUGGUAGGUUCUAAUGCCUGCUAUGGGUGCGACAAGAGUGGGCAUAUGAUCAGGGACUGCCCACAUGUGAAGAAUCAGGCCAAGGCAGAUACACAUCCUCGGCCUAAUCCUACUGCUGCAGCCGAGCCUCCCAAAAGGAACAUGUUCUAUGCUUUGAAAGGUAGACAGGAGCAGGGAAAAGAGGCGAAGUUUGAGUGGUCUGAAACUUGUGAAAAUAGCUUCCAAGAGCUCAAAGACCGACUCACUUUAGACCCAGUUCUCACAUUGCCGAGGAGUAGUGAAGGGAAUGUGGUGUACUAUGAUGCUUCCCGAGUAGGUUUGGGAUGUAUUCUUAUGCAGGAUGACAAGGUGAUUGCAUAUGCAUCAAAAUAA
Molecule: messenger RNA, 654 nt
Organism: Solanum pennellii
Lineage: Eukaryota; Viridiplantae; Streptophyta; Magnoliopsida; Solanales; Solanaceae
Exons: 3
Coding region: 1-654 (217 amino acids)
Molecular function (GO): zinc ion binding; nucleic acid binding
Source: RefSeq, a predicted model, not a curated record